AUGGACACGCGGGUGGCCACAGCGGAGUUAGGCUGGACAGCGUACCCAAAUUCUGGGUGGGAGGAAGUGAGCGGCUACGACGAGAACCUCAACACCAUCCGGACGUACCAGGUCUGCAAUGUCUUUGAGCCCAGCCAAAACAACUGGCUCUUGACUACUUUUAUCGACAGACGUGGGGCACAGCGCAUCUACGUGGAGAUCCGCUUCACAGUACGGGACUGUAGCUCUAUCCCAAACGUCCCAGGUUCUUGCAAAGAGACUUUUAAUCUUUACUACUAUGAGACUGACGCUGUAAUAGCCACUAAAGGAACUGCAUUUUGGAUGGAGGCUCCUUAUCUGAAAGUGGACACAAUAGCAGCAGAUGAGAGCUUCUCACAGGUGGACUUUGGCGGAAGACUUAUGAAGGUCAAUACAGAGGUGCGAAGCUUCGGACCUUUAUCAAAAAACGGUUUCUACUUGGCUUUUCAGGACUAUGGGGCGUGCAUGUCGCUUCUGUCUGUUAGAGUUUUUUACAAGAAGUGCCCAAGUGUGGUCCAGAACUUUGCCAUUUUUCCCGAGACAAUGACUGGAGCGGAAAGCACCUCUCUGGUUAUUGCUAGAGGGAUGUGCAUAGCCAAUUCGGAAGAAGUGGAUGUCCCUAUUAAGCUGUACUGCAAUGGAGACGGAGAGUGGAUGGUUCCUAUUGGCAGCUGCACUUGCAAAGCUGGGUUUGAGCCGGACAAUGGGAACGUAUGCCGAGCCUGUCCACCGGGGACCUUCAAGUCGAGCCAGGGUCCAGGCCUGUGUCUCCAGUGUCCUCCCAACAGCCGCUCCACGUCUGAGGCAGCCACCAUCUGUGUUUGUCGCAACGGCUACUACAGAGGAGACGCUGACCAGCCGGACGAGCCCUGCACCAGUGUCCCAUCCAGCCCCCGGAACGUCAUCUCCUUUGUGAACGAGACGUCUGUGAUCCUGGAGUGGCACUCGCCCAGAGAGACGGGCGGCCGCAGUGACGUGGUCUACAACAUCGUGUGCCGGAAGUGCCGUGCAGACCGCCGCUCCUGCUCGCACUGCGACGAGAACGUGGACUUUGUGCCGCACCAGAUGACCCUCACCGACACUCGGGUCUUCAUCAGUAACCUGGUGGCGCACACGCUCUACAGCUUUGAGAUUCAAGCUGUGAACGGUGUGAGCAAUAAGAGCCCAUACCCAGCGCAGCAUGUCACCAUAGACAUCACCACCAACCAGGCCGCUCCUUCGAUUGUUCCCAUCAUGCACCAGAUCAGCUCCACCAUGAAUAGUUUCACACUGUCAUGGCCACAACCCGAACAACCCAACGGCAUCAUCCUGGACUAUGAGCUGCGCUACUACGAGAAGGACCACGCUGAGAUCAACUCCACCGUCCUGCGCAGCCAGACCAACACAGCGCGCGUGGAGGGACUGCGGCCAGGUACGGUCUAUGUGGUGCAGGUGCGCGCCCGGACCGUAGCCGGCUUUGGCAAAUUCAGCAGCAAGAUGUGCUUCCAAACCCUCACAGAUGAUGACUUCAAGUCGGAGCUGAGGGAGCAGCUCCCCCUGAUUGCAGGAUCAGCGGCCGCAGGAGUGGUCUUCAUCGUGUCCCUCGUGGCCAUCUCUAUUGUCUGCAGCAGGAAGAGGGCUUACACCAAGGAGGCUGUGUACAGUGACAAGCUGCAGCACUACAGCACAGGACGAGAACUCUCUUUGCGAGCCGACAUGUCUAACUGCCCCUCCCCACUGGGCUGCCCGACCCACUUCUCAGGCUCCCCCGGGAUGAAGAUCUACAUCGACCCCUUUACCUAUGAGGACCCCAACGAGGCGGUGCGCGAGUUUGCCAAGGAGAUUGACGUCUCAACAGUCAAGAUCGAGGAGGUCAUUGGAGCAGGUGAAUUUGGGGAGGUGUACAAAGGUCGACUAAAGCUUCCUGGUAAGAGAGAGAUCUAUGUGGCCAUCAAGACCCUGAAGGCCGGCUAUGCGGACCAACAGAGGCGGGACUUCCUCUCAGAGGCUUCCAUCAUGGGGCAGUUUGACCAUCCCAACAUCAUCCGCCUGGAGGGUGUAGUGACAAAGAGCCGUCCCGUCAUGAUCGUCACAGAGUUUAUGGAGAAUGGAGCUCUGGACUCUUUCCUCAGGCAAAACGACGGCCAGUUCACAGUCAUCCAGCUUGUGGGGAUGAUGCGUGGGAUCGCUGCUGGGAUGAAAUACCUCUCAGAAAUGAACUAUGUGCACCGAGACCUGGCGGCACGCAACAUACUGGUCAACAGCAAUCUGGUGUGCAAAGUGUCCGACUUUGGGCUUUCACGCUACUUACAGGAAGACACAUCUGACCCCAGCUACACCAGCUCUCUGGGAGGAAAGAUUCCAGUGAGAUGGACAGCACCGGAGGCCAUCGCAUACAGGAAGUUCACCUCAGCCAGCGAUGUGUGGAGCUAUGGCAUCGUCAUGUGGGAGGUGAUGUCGUUCGGAGAGCGGCCAUACUGGGACAUGUCCAAUCAGGAUGUAAUCAAUGCCAUAGAGCAGGACUACCGGCUGCCCCCGCCCAUGGACUGUCCCAGCGCUCUGCACCAGCUGAUGCUGGACUGUUGGCAGAAAGACCGUAAUGUUAGACCUCGCUUCACUGAUAUCGUCAGCACCCUGGACAAGAUGAUUCGAAACCCCACCAGCCUCAAAGCUAUUGCUAACAUUCCUGCAGUGCCUUCUCAGCCACUGUUGGAUCGGUCCAUUCCUGACUUCAACACAUUCAGCUCGGUGGAGGACUGGCUCGCUGCCAUUAAGAUGAGCCAGUACCGAGAUAACUUCCUGAACUCAGGCUUCACGUCUCUGCAGCUGGUGGCCCAGAUGACCUCAGAAGAUUUGUUACGGAUAGGUGUAACUCUGGCAGGCCAUCAGAAGAAGAUCCUGAGCAACGUGCAGACCAUGAGGGUGCAGAUGAGCCAGUCCCCGUCCACGUUGGCAUGA
Molecule: messenger RNA, 2955 nt
Organism: Knipowitschia caucasica
Lineage: Eukaryota; Metazoa; Chordata; Actinopteri; Gobiiformes; Gobiidae
Source: the annotation of a GenBank genome assembly